Molecule: messenger RNA, 1038 nt
Organism: Teleopsis dalmanni
Lineage: Eukaryota; Metazoa; Arthropoda; Insecta; Diptera; Diopsidae
Exons: 4
Coding region: 175-1038 (287 amino acids)
Source: RefSeq, a predicted model, not a curated record
CAACGAAAAGAGGAAAAAUGUAAAAGACAUUAAGCGAAAUGAAUUAUAAUAGAAUACAUAAAAAGAAAUUAGAAAAAUAUUAAAAUAGAAGUUCUCUAGAAAGUCGAUUAAAAAAUAUUGUCUCCACUCAAUUAUAAAGUGUAAAUAAACAAAAAAUUCGAGAUAAAAACAAAAAUGGUACUCCGUUCAGGCUGCAUUAUUCCCUUUCAGUUCCGCGACAAUAAAAAACUUUUAAUGAUCGGUGUACCUGAGGAAAAUCGAAAUUUAAGCAUUUGGGAUUUAAAAAAUGUUGUGCGAGCGGCAUUUGGGGUUUAUAAUUUCGAGUUCCGCAAUAAGAAGAUUGGAUUCAUCAUACCAGACGAACUGUUGCUCAACUACUUGGCGCAACGUCAUGACCUGACCAAUUUCGUUAUAGAAGUAGGACAGGUUAAAGAUAAAUCGAUGAGGAAUAAGAAUGUAAGUUUCGACUCUCGAUGCUCUCAAAAGUUAAAUAAUCAGUUAUCUCAAAAGUCAGACGAUAGUGUAGCAAAUGAGUAUACCGACGAAUAUGUCAUAGUUAAUGAAGCUUUGAGUUCUCCAAGGCAAGGAAACAAUUCAAAUGAGCCACCGAACAAAAUACGUAUAUCUCAAGCAUAUACAGCACGUUUGUCAGAGUCCCCCAUACGGUCAAUGGAUCAAUCAAUCGAUAUUAUGGAUAAAGUUGAGGAUUCAGUCUGUUUUGAGAAUGAAAUGGAUUUUAAAUUAAAGGAAGAAAUACCAAGCACAAAUUACUCUGAGCAAAACUUGUCAUUAACAAACCAAACCCUACAUAAUCAGCAUAAAAUGCAGCAACGUUUAGCCAUUAAAAAAAACCCGCAUUAUUCACGACAGCGUGUCUCGUCAUUGUGGCAUGAAAUUAGACUUCAACAACAGUGGCAGCAAUGGCAGCAAUGGCAGCAACGGCAGCAAAAACGAAAACAACAAGAAUCACAAUCAAAAGUAGCUGGAACGGGUGACAAAGUAACCUAUACCAAUAAACCCUACAAAAUGUCAAGCUAA